Molecule: messenger RNA, 1351 nt
Organism: Odobenus rosmarus divergens (Pacific walrus)
Lineage: Eukaryota; Metazoa; Chordata; Mammalia; Carnivora; Odobenidae
Gene: SNRPB
Product: small nuclear ribonucleoprotein polypeptides B and B1
Exons: 7
Coding region: 161-856 (231 amino acids)
Biological process (GO): mRNA splicing, via spliceosome
Cellular component (GO): U4/U6 x U5 tri-snRNP complex; U4 snRNP; U2-type prespliceosome
Molecular function (GO): RNA binding
Source: RefSeq, a predicted model, not a curated record
AACUUAAGAGCUGAGGCCGGGCCGGAAGUACCUUUUACCCGACCCCAUUUUAUCCGCGGCCGCACUUCCGCUAGCGGCGGCGGGAAGCAGACUACUGGCGGGCGUCUAGGCCUCUGCCGAAAGGAAUCCGGCGGGAAUCGGAGCCAUCAGAACCGCCACCAUGACUGUGGGCAAGAGCAGCAAGAUGCUGCAGCACAUCGACUACAGGAUGAGGUGCAUCCUGCAAGACGGCCGCAUCUUCAUUGGCACCUUCAAGGCUUUUGACAAGCAUAUGAAUUUGAUCCUCUGUGACUGUGAUGAGUUCAGGAAGAUCAAGCCAAAGAACUCAAAACAAGCAGAAAGAGAAGAGAAGCGAGUCCUUGGUCUGGUGCUGCUUCGGGGGGAGAACCUGGUCUCAAUGACAGUAGAGGGACCUCCUCCCAAAGAUACUGGCAUUGCCCGAGUGCCGCUUGCUGGAGCUGCCGGGGGCCCAGGGAUUGGCAGGGCUGCUGGCAGGGGAAUCCCAGCUGGUGUUCCGAUGCCCCAGGCUCCCGCAGGACUGGCAGGGCCAGUCCGAGGGGUUGGUGGGCCAUCCCAACAGGUGAUGACCCCGCAAGGAAGAGGGACUGUGGCCGCUGCUGCAGCUGCUGCCACGGCCAGCAUCGCGGGGGCCCCAACCCAGUACCCGCCUGGCCGUGGGGGUCCUCCCCCACCUAUGGGCCGGGGGGCACCACCUCCAGGCAUGAUGGGCCCACCACCUGGCAUGAGGCCUCCCAUGGGUCCCCCGAUGGGGAUCCCCCCUGGACGAGGAACUCCGAUGGGCAUGCCCCCACCGGGGAUGCGACCCCCUCCCCCGGGCAUGCGAGGCCUUCUUUGACCCUUGGCCACAGAGUUAUGGAAGUAGCUCCACAGAGGCGUGGGCCCGAUUACCACAGACCUGUUUGUUUGUUAUGCCGUUGUUCUCGGAGUCUCACGGGAUUGUCUGGUUUCCCUUUCAGGGCCCCCUCCCCUGGGAAUGCGCCCACCAAGGCCCUAGACUCAUCUUGGCCCUCCUCAGAUCCCUGCCUGUUUCCCGUAAGGCUGUACAUAGUCCUUUUACUUCCUUGUGGCCUGUGAAACUAGUUUAUAAUAAACUCUUAAGAAUAUUUAAGUGUAUCUGGUAUGUCUGUUUAAUUUUAGAAAAUGGGGUGCUUAAUACAGUCAAGAAAGAUUCCUUGGAAAAGCUAGUGCUAAUCUCAGCUGCUUCCCUUACAAAAUAUUUUACUGCACAUUUGCAGAGAUGCACAGCAUACUGAGAAUUCACACAAUUGAACUAUGAGACAUUUUCACAUACCAGACUGGCAAAGAUUAGUUUGUUGAAGUAAACACUCAU